Batrachochytrium dendrobatidis JAM81 is the source of this 2490-nucleotide messenger RNA. RefSeq lists its product as uncharacterized. Gene Ontology annotation, cellular component: endoplasmic reticulum; Golgi membrane; cytoplasm. The transcript is spliced from 13 exons. Gene Ontology annotation, biological process: intracellular protein transport; vesicle fusion with Golgi apparatus; transcytosis. The record is from RefSeq and is a predicted model, not a curated record. Lineage: Eukaryota; Fungi; Chytridiomycota; Chytridiomycetes; Rhizophydiales. Bases 1 to 2475 code for a protein of 824 amino acids.
AUGGAUUUUUUAAUGUCUGGAUAUUCUGCUCUAAAAGGUCAAAAGGGUCAACCUCAAUCACCACAGGAAACUAUCGAUAAAUUAUGUGAUAGAGUCAUGAACUCUACUUUACUCGAAGAUCGACGAGCUGCUGUUCAGGUUUUAAGAGGUCUUGCUAGGGACUGGCAGCUGGAUGUUGGUACCAAAGCCAUGAGUGCUUUAAUCAAUGUACUCAAGUCGGAUCGUAUGGAUGUUGAGAUCAUCAAAUCCACUCUCGAAACCCUCAAUAUUCUGUGUGCUCAGGAAGCAACCACUCCAAAAACUACAGAUCCAGCAAAUAAUGAUGGUCAUGAUGUUGGCACUAUGUUUACCGAAAUAUACACAAAGGAUGCUGCAAAUGUCACUCUGUUGUUGGAUAUUUUGGCCGAGCUCGACUUUUAUGUUCGAUUGGACACUGUUCAGUUUUUGACUACUUUGCUCCACAAUGCUGGCCCACAUUUGCAAGACUGUGUUUUGACAAGUCCCAUGGGAAUUUCAAGACUGAUUGAUCUUCUCGAUGAUCGUCGUGAAAUUAUUCGAAAUGAGGGUUUAUUGCUUUUGAUUUCUCUCACACAGUCCAAUGCCGAUAUCCAAAAAAUUAUUGCGUUUGAAAACGCAUUUGAACGACUCUUGUCUAUUAUUUUGGAUGAGGGUGCAACAGAUGGUGGAAUUAUUGUACAAGACUGUCUACAAUUGAUGCAGAAUUUAUUGAGACACAAUGUAUCCAACCAGAAUCUAUUUAGAGAAACAAGCUGCAUCAAACAGCUUGGCAAGCUUUUAGUUUCAAAAGUGCUUUCGCAUGAUCAUAACAAUGCUACUGAUCUCCCAUUGACACAUGAGCGGACUGAAUGGACUGAUCAAAAAAUGGCCAAUGUCAACUCUGUUUUAGAACUAGUUUGUAUUCUUGUGGCGGAAAAAAAUCCCAAUACAUCCAUGAAUCAGACUGCAUUGGGACAUGCCAAUGUUAUUGUUCCACUUUUUCAACUUGGUAUGGCACUCCAUGUGCCCACUCGUGUUCGUGCACAGGCUCUUUUCACUGUUGCUGAUGCCAUUCGUGGAAACUUGGUCAAUCAAGAAACCUUUGGAAAAUCAGUCAUUACUGUUGUUACUCGACCUGAACAUGUCGGCGUUUCCAACCAAAAACAGUCUCCAGGUGCACCAAGACCAAGUAUAAUCAGUAUUAUUUUGGUUGCUAUGGGUCGUGAUCAUAUUUCCAUUCGUGCUGCUGCUACUUAUAUUUUCCAGGCAUAUGUAUACAAGAAUCCUGAUAGCCAACUUGCAUUGGUUUCAACUUUUGUUCCACCUCCAGCGGACAAUCCCAACAGUAACGCAUUGGAUUUACCCGUGUCGCCAGGAUCUCUGCUUAUUUCAUCGAUUCUUGAUUUGGACGAGUCACGAAAAGAUUCGUUUAUAUCUUGGUUUGCUACUUCGAUAUUCCAGCACCUCAUCCGAGAUAACCGACAAUCCAAACAAACUGCAGCACUGAUCAAAUUUGAAGAAGGGGAGGAGCAUAUUUCAUUGCUUCACAAGUGCAUGUAUACACUUCUUUGUGCUAGUCGUAAUGGUGUGCAUUUACGUGUUCAAAUUGGGCUAUGGACUUUGCUUGCCCAAUGGCUUUAUGAUUGUCCAAGAGCAGUCAAGGAAUUUUUGACUGAAGGAAGCAACAUGCAGUUUUUGGUUGAGCAAGUGAAUCAAUCUUCUGGUGUCAAUGCUGUUGUACAAGGACUGGCUGCCUUUAUCAUUGGUCUGUGUUAUGAGUUUAAUGACGACAGUGAGCCUGUGUUUUCAAGGGCCAAUAUUCAAGGAUUAGUCAUGAGUCGUAUUGGAUCUGAUGUUUUUCAAAGUCGUUUGGAACGACUUCGCGAAUCUAAACAAUUCAACAGUUCAUUUCUGCAUAUUCUCAAGAAGAACGAGAUUGUGGAUCCAAAGAAUGGACCAGAAAUUUACUUUGAUCACUCUUUUGUUGAAUUCUUUAAAUCUCAUUAUGAUUUAAUGAUUCGAUCCGUGACGACUGUUUUACCCAAAGACGCACCCCCUGGUCAUCGUCAUGGCGUUGAUGAAUCGAGUACCCAUACCAAUCAUUUACGUGAUAACUCGACUUCGCCAAUGCAUAAUGGGUUCAAUGAAGCAGCAGCAAAUGAGAUUGCUCAACACAAGGCAGCAUUGGAAGCAUUGGAAAAAACAGUAGCGUCCCAGCAAGAACACAUAAAAAAGCUUGAAUCCACGCUUGCACAAUUCAAUCAGCCAGAAUCCAAUAACUCCACACAAGUGAAUCAACUCACCACCACGAUAACCGAAUUACAGCUUAGUCUAGAUCAGGAGCGUGCCAAACGGCUAGAGAUUGAGCAAGAGCAAGAAGAUUUACUCGUUUGUUUUGCUGAACAGGACAUGGAGAAUUCUGAAUUGAAGAAUCGAUUAAAAACCUAUGGCGAGGUGUUUGAAGAGAAUGACGAAUGAAUUGAAUAUAAAGUG